AUGGCGGGCAUCACCCGAGCAUUCACCAGGCGCAACAAACGGCCUGAGGUAUCGGCACCCAUGCCCUACCAUGAAGGACAUGCCAAGUUUAGUGCGGGUACCAUCAAACGCGGGAAGAUCUCUGCGCCUAUACAGCUGAUUUCGACUACUAACAUGCUGGCCUUCGAUGCCCCCGAGCUGCGCUCUGCGACUUCCUCGUCCUCGGCCUCAUCGAUGAGAUUCCGCGACGAUUCAGACAUGUCUGAAUCAGCUCUUUCCGCCGCAUCCCCAAUCACGUCUCCCGGUUCAUCCUCUCGUGAGGGGUCACCUAUUGAUCCAAAAUCUAUGCCGAUUCCCCUUCCCAAGCGAUCAUACACUCUGGCAGACCCGGUCAAGCCGUCGACCACGCGAGUCCACGAUCAUACACCAAGCAUUCCGAAGCGCGCGCUCUCGCAUACAAAACGAUCACACCAGGAGCUCUCUCGCCAGCGCUCCAUGAAGGCAAUGACCCCUCCGCCUCUCAACACGAUCAGCGACAGUCCCUCGAUGCGAUCCAUCCAGGAUAUUAGUGGUUUUGAACCACACCCCUUCGGGAGAGAACUCGAACAGGUUCGGGAGAUUGCAGAAGAAUUCGGCGGUGGUCAUUUGCUCGACGAAGAAGAAGUAAUAUUUCAACUCAAGGGACUUCAUAGGUUCUCGGCGGAGGAGUAUCUUGCCGAGAUUGAAGAUCUGUACCACAAGACUUAUCUCUGGACUAAAACUGAAUCCUUCCAUAUAUGA
Monascus purpureus is the source of this 759-nucleotide messenger RNA. The record is from the annotation of a GenBank genome assembly. Lineage: Eukaryota; Fungi; Ascomycota; Eurotiomycetes; Eurotiales; Aspergillaceae.